UGCCGAACUAGCCAAGUUCUAGCCAAACUCCUUUUGGUUGAAUCCCAAAUGGCUAUCUAUUGGUCAGAUAGUGUAAAACACUAGCGCGUAGCCGCCAUCAUUAUACAACCUAUGUAGUGCACUUGCAUGACAAGUGUUGAGCCAUUUGGGAUUCAGCCUGUAGCUUGCCGAGCUAGGCAGCUAGCAGCAUUUUUGAACGUUAUGUAUUUUAAUAGUUAAAUAGCUAGAUAGUGAGGUAACACUUUAAGACUGCUUAAAUAAUCACCAAUUAUUGUAACUAUGCUUGUAAUACAUUUAAUUAUUAUUUUAUAUCGAAUAAUACAUCGAGAGAAAAGGGUUACGCGGUGCCGCUAGGGGACAGGAAACUCGCUAAUUUAGCUAGCUAAUCAGCUACUCAGCUAAUCAUACUGCUGUUUUGUUAAAAAUAAGAAUUGUUAAAUGUAACGCUUGUAUUAAAUAAUUUGAGUCAGUUUAAUACAGUGCUUAAGUGUAUAAAUGUUUUUUAUGAAUGUAUAAAAAAAAGAUAAAAAACAAACAUUCGACGCCAGAAUUAUUGGCACCCUUUAAGAUAAGAGCUAAAGCGCUCAUAUAAAAUAAACAGAGCCAGCAAUGAUACAGAUUUUACUUUCAGAAAACAGCUGGAAGCUCUGACUUACAGUGUUGUGGUGUUGUCAUGUUAUUAUUUCGACUUAAUAACGAAUUAUUUCCAGAUAUUUUGUCGUUAUUGAGACUUAAAAACUCAUAUAUUUGAGUUAUCUCGUUCAGGUUGACACCCUACAAUCUGUCAGUGAAACUCAUUCAUGGAAUAUCAGCCUGUAACUCCUAUAGUAAGACUUAUAGUUCUUCCAGCUUGUCUGUAACUCGGUGCUGGGAAGAUGAAUGGAUUGUCUGUCAGCGAGCUAUGCGGCCUUUUCUGUUGCCCUCCUUGCCCAAGUCGGAUUGCAGCGAAACUGGCCUUCCUACCCCCAGAGCCCACUUACACUUUACUGCCCGAACUGGACUCGCCCCCACCCAUGACCUCCAACCAGAGCACCUCGGGCCUGCGUUCUCGGCUGAGUCGGAGAGGAGGAGGAGGAGACAGAGGUGGAGAGGGCAGGUGGAAGCUCCAUCUGUCAGAGCGAGCUGAGUUCCAGUACUCCCAACGAGAGCUGGACAGGACAGAAGUCUUUCUGACUCGCUCUAGUCGUGGGAACAAAGUGGGAUGCAUGUACAUCCGCUGCGCCCCCACAGCCAGGUACACGGUGCUGUUCUCCCACGGUAACGCUGUGGAUCUGGGUCAGAUGAGUAGCUUCUACAUCGGCCUGGGCACACGCAUCAACUGCAACAUCUUCUCUUACGACUACUCGGGUUAUGGAGCCAGCACGGGGAAGCCGUCUGAGAAGAACCUCUAUGCUGACAUAGACGCUGCCUGGCAUGCGCUGCGCACCAGAUAUGGGAUCAGUCCUGAGAACAUCAUCCUUUAUGGUCAGAGUAUUGGCACGGUGCCCACGGUGGACCUAGCGUCGCGGUAUGAGUGUGCUGCCGUGGUCCUUCACUCCCCCCUCACCUCGGGUAUGAGAGUGGCCUUCCCUGACACCAAGAAGACCUACUGCUUUGACGCCUUUCCGAACAUCGAGAAGGUGUCAAAGAUCACGUCUCCAGUGCUGAUCAUCCACGGCACCGAGGAUGAGGUGAUUGAUUUCUCGCACGGCCUUGCCCUGUUCGAGCGCUGCCCCAAGGCCGUGGAGCCUCUGUGGGUGGAGGGAGCCGGCCACAACGACAUCGAGCUCUACAGCCAGUACCUGGAGCGCCUGCGCCGCUUCAUCAGCCAGGAACUGACCGCACAGUAUGCCUGAAAAUCCAGCAGUUCAAAGCUCAGUCCAAGUGAAACGAACACUCCAGUGUCAAUUUGAGGGCCUGCUUCAACGUUUUCUACUCUGUAGGCUGGUAAAUAUUAACCUGUAGACCUGGAUGGUUCAACAUCUUGAAGCAGGACCUUGUGGGUCCAGUAUAGCAGGGCAAAAAUCACCACAAACUGUAUUGUCAUUAUUUCUUCGUAUUAUUGUAUUAUUAUAUUAUUAUUUCUUUUGCUCAAGGCAUCUACAGAGAGACUGCCAUAAGUGCAAUUUCUUAGAUUAGUUCUUGUUUGGUUCAAUAUUUUGGGCUGGAGGAUUUAAUUUUCUGCUCCUUCCUGUAUGUAUGUGCUCUCUGCUGGACAGAUUGGGUGUUUUGUCUGACCUUGUGGAGACCAUUAUAUGGGUCAAGUGUGUAUGUACUGAUUUAUUACAGACUCUUUCAAAAGCUUUUGGAUCUCAAGCACUUCUUUUGCCCCCUGUUCAGUUUUGUUUGUCACUUCUUAAUGCAUUUGGAUUGCCAGCCAGCCAGCAUCUUGUGUGUGGACAUGAACUGAGCGAUAAAUUUAGGCAGCAAGCAAUAUAACUUGGGUUACUGUGAAUACAACACUAAGGCAACCUUGAUACAAAAAAAAAAAAAAAUAGUUCCAUUUCCCCCAUUUCCCCUCCCAUGGAACAACUGAACUGAAAAGAAUGACGUCCGUUUUCCUUUAACGCAGUUAAAUUCACAUGAAUGUAGCUUUCAUCUUUCAUUCUCCACAAUGAUGCGUAGAUUAUGAGUAACUAGUGGUUUGUGUUAUCUUUCCAUCUGAGCUUCUCCGUCAGUGUGCUUUCCUCUGACUCUCAUUCAUGUCUUUCCUGAACUCUUUAAAUCUUGUAUAUAUUUCCCUAAAUGCUCUGUCUCACACGUUCACACUCUGUCUCACUGUGACACUAUACGCAUUAACUAUUCAUACAUCAUCUCAGUGCCUCACCUUUUAAUUCACAAGUUUUCUUGUGAAUUAAGAAUGGGUACUUCUGUUCUCUCUUCCGAACUCUCCGACGUUGUUACACCCUUUCCUCUUUCUCAUAGCGGCAGUGUCUGUAAAGCUUAAGAGAUGGUGAGAGAUUUUGAAUAUAAACGCAUAAAACAAAAACACAUUGCUAAUUUGUAAGAUAUCCUUCCUCUUUUUGGUAUUUCUUAUUGCAGACAGUUUUUUUUAGUAUUCUAUUUAUGACAUUAACAUUUCUCGCAGUUUAGCUAUACUUAACGCAUUUUAAGAACAUUACGAAGAACUUGCAAAUCUAUUUUUCUAAGAGUAAGUUUUUGCUCUAGUGCUCUAGUUUUAUCUAAAUCAGAGCCAUUCUUAAGGGACUGGACAAUAGUUUUAUUGCUAUUUGGUUGAAGUGGAAAGAGGAUAAUUCAGCCCUAUCCCUAAGAUAAUUAGAUUUGCCUUUGUCAUCAAUCUAAAGCCGCUUUUGAACAUGACUGCCUGAAUGGCGAGAUCUUCUAAUUUCACAAACUCAAUUUAAAUUUCCAAAGUAAAAUACCUUGGGUUUUUGUCUCAAAACGCAAUAACAUCAAAAUUACACGUAUUAUAGGUGUAAGCUGCAGUCUCACAGUGUGUGUACUCACACCCUCUACACUCCAAAUGGCAAUAAACCUAAACUUCAUGAUGCAGAUGUUUGGAAUAAACAUUUUAGAAACCCUCAUAUUUAAAAUGAUUAAUGUAUUAUUCUUUUUUUUUUUUUCUUUUUUUUUUCUUUUUCCCCCCAGCUGCAGCCAUGUAUAAAUGUGUAGUCAUGUUUCCGUUGGUGAAAGAAGCAACUGAACUUUUUUCCUUUUGUGUAUCCUUUUCUUAGCUGAAGAAUGUAUGUGCUGUAAUGUAACUGAUUAAUAAAAGUGAUGAUGACUAUG
Molecule: messenger RNA, 3729 nt
Organism: Pangasianodon hypophthalmus (striped catfish)
Lineage: Eukaryota; Metazoa; Chordata; Actinopteri; Siluriformes; Pangasiidae
Gene: abhd17aa
Product: abhydrolase domain containing 17A, depalmitoylase a
Exons: 5
Coding region: 876-1835 (319 amino acids)
Biological process (GO): protein depalmitoylation
Cellular component (GO): endosome membrane; plasma membrane
Molecular function (GO): palmitoyl-(protein) hydrolase activity
Source: RefSeq, a predicted model, not a curated record